This is a messenger RNA of Scaptodrosophila lebanonensis, 1085 nucleotides long. Its product is annotated as inositol monophosphatase 2-like. Bases 122 to 982 code for a protein of 286 amino acids. The transcript has 2 exons. The record is from RefSeq and is a predicted model, not a curated record. NCBI's taxonomy places the organism in Eukaryota, Metazoa, Arthropoda, Insecta, Diptera, Drosophilidae. Gene Ontology annotation, biological process: signal transduction; inositol metabolic process; phosphatidylinositol phosphate biosynthetic process. Gene Ontology annotation, molecular function: inositol monophosphate 1-phosphatase activity.
AGUGCUGGGAGUUCAGUGUACGGGUCGGCAGCAGCGGAGAGACAACGGGUAUCGCAAUUUGACAGCGCGACGACAAUUAUUAUAGCAGAUAAAGGGGAGACAAGCAACUGAAGACAUCACAAUGGCAACGCAAACGCAAAUAGACGAGCUUUAUGAAUUCAUCUUCCCGCUGGCGGUGCGUGCAGGUAACAUUCUACUCGAGGGUUAUCAGGAGGCGGGCAAGGCUGUGUCGCUGAAGAGUGGCGGUUUUUACGAUGUGGUUACUGAGUAUGAUAACAAAAUUGAGGAGUUUCUUAUGAGAGAAAUACUAGCCAAAUAUCCAGAUCACAAAUUCAUAGGCGAGGAGGACACGGCCAAAAAUGAUAACAUUACCAAGGAGCUAACAGAUGCGCCUACUUGGAUCAUUGAUCCCAUCGAUGGUACCUCCAAUUUCAUAAAACAAAUUCCUCAUGUUUGUGUGUCAAUUGGUCUAUCCAUAAAUAAGCAAAUUGUAUUGGGUAUUGCGAACAAUCCUCCUCAGCAGAAACUCUACACCGCCAAGUUGGGUCAAGGGGCCUAUUGCAACGGAGAGCCCAUACACGUGAGCACCUGUGCGCGCAUAAGCGAGGCUAAUGUGGCCUAUGAGGUUUGUCUUCUACACGCUGCAAAGAUUCGGAACAAGCACAUCAAACGCAUCUACCAUGUGGGUGCGCAGGCAAGGCGGCUGCUGGCCUACUCUUGUGUGGUGGAUUCACUAUGCAUGGUAGCCGCUGGCAAUCUGGAUGCCUUUCACAUCGAAGACAUGUAUCCAUGGGAUUGUGCCGCCGGGUAUUUACUUAUAAGCGAGGCUGGCGGUGUUGUGACUCAUCCAUAUGGUGGCCCAUAUAAUAUAAUGAAGCCAGACUUGAUUUGCGCAGGCACGGAAAGUUUGCGCAACGAAAUGGAGCAACUAAUUCGCAGAGCUGAUCGGGAAAAGUCAGUAGGAGGCGGCGAAAUAGCAUAAACUUUUCACAGAGCUUUUCUAGCAGUGAGACUCAAGAGUAAAACUUUCCAGUACGCCCCCAUGAAUUGCAAUAAACAAAAAUAAAACUAUAACAAAAUUUAAA